Messenger RNA from Calypte anna (Anna's hummingbird), 1095 nucleotides. RefSeq names its product theg spermatid protein like (gene SPMAP2L). The coding region runs from base 155 to 850 and encodes 231 amino acids. NCBI's taxonomy places the organism in Eukaryota, Metazoa, Chordata, Aves, Apodiformes, Trochilidae. The transcript is spliced from 8 exons. The record is from RefSeq and is a predicted model, not a curated record.
CUGCACCCCUGUUAAAAGAUGGCGGCUUGUUCUGUACUGCUCCAGAGUCCCGGUUUCAUACGGCCGCUGCUCCCCGGGGCUGUCAGGACGAGCCGUGAGUUUCUUCUUACUUGUCUGCACACUCACGCGACAGGAACUCGCAGAACCCAAGAAAAUGGCUCAUGCACAUGAUCCCAGACUCGUGUUGGGAAACCAGGAGACAAUCUGGACUCUCUCACGAGCUUCUAUGAGAACUCAGCCAUCUCCAAGAAUAGUGGCACUGGCCAAGCCCAAGCAAGAUUUUUGCAAGCACCGGUGCAGACCCCUCUUCAAGUACAGCUGUGGACGGGAAUCAACGAUCUGGGAGCGUCCCCCACUGGUGGAUUUUGGCCUCCCCUCUGAUCGGCUCCUGAAGUUGUCUGAACCUAAAAAAUGCCAGGCUGCCUACCUGCAACAAAGACCUCGCCAGUCCCCUCAGUGGCCCGUGUCACCAGCUGCACUGAGCCAUAAGGCUUCCCUGAGGACCCAGGAGCUUGCCCGGCCAAAGACAGUGCACCCUGACUUCCUUCUGGGAAGAGAGGUUUCCAGCUUGGCUCAGAAAGCAAUUGCGAGCCCUCGGGUCCUGGAGCUGGCAAAGGCAAAACCAGUGCAUGCUCAGUAUGUGCCCCUCAGGGAUGCUGAGUGGCCAGUGUCAAAGGCUGCACAGCAAGCAACGAUGACACCAAGGCUCGAGGAACUGGCCCAGCCUUGCAAAAGGCCUUCUAUGAGCUUGGUUCAAUUAAACCCAGACGCGUUCACAGUGAAGGAGGCUGCUAAGAAAGCAAUUUGUUCUGCUCGGAUCCAGGAGCUGGCUCGUCCAAUUAAGCGCUGAGCUCCUUCAGAAACACGGCCCACUGCCCCUGCUGGCAGCCCCCAUCACCCUGUGGAACAUCUCCCUCUUCAGGCAGUGCUGUGGCUGGAAAACCUGCUUGAGCAUGGGACAGCACCUAGCUGGAACAGUUCCUUUAGGGCAGCCACUUUUUACUGGGACUAUCUGGGGAGUGAAAUAAAACGGCAGUGCCUUCGAAAAAAAGUAGUCAGCAGGGAAGAAGAGCAGAAUUAGACCUAAUGGAAAGC